ACAGUUUGGGGACAUGUUGGGUUUGGGAACAUUUCCACCUCCCCUCUGAAUGUAAACUUUCAGUGUGCCUUUGAGCAUUUGUUGUUGUUGUAGCAGGUACUUGACACCAAUACCCUGGUCUGCAUCUAAAACUGAGGUUGAUCUAGCGAUUUCACUUAAGGAUGAGAAAAUGCACGCUCCAAAGAGAUUUAAGCCGACCUAAGCACCACUGUAGGUACUGCUAGGCCAAUGGAUUUGCUACAGUGAUGGGGAAAAUGCCUUCCUCGCUCUAGGGACAGAGACCAGCUCCUGCUGGUGGCCCCAGGGGAGUGGCUGCUGCAUUGCUUCCCCCCAUCACUGCCCAGGAGGCUGUGGCUGCAAGAAAAGGAUAUGGAUACUCCUGAUUCUGGGGGCAUGACCCGUUUAGGAAGAAAAACUGCAGAGACUGGAAUCAACUUUACAAAUACUACUCGUUUCUCAAGAGGUUUGACGUUCACCAGGACACACACCCUGUGUGGUCAGAGCCCAGCUAGGAGAAUAAUUCCACAAACAUCUUUACUGCAGGAAAAUGCGGAUCCUCAGAAGAUAGCAUUCCUUCUACGCAAACAAUGGACCUUGUAUAGUGUGACCCCCAUGUACAAAUUCUCUUAUGGUAAUCUGAAGGAGUAUUCUAGACUUCUGAGUGCCUUUGUUGCCACUGAAAAGCAGAAAGGACUUGCUGUAGAAGUGGGCAAUGAUCUUGCUAUCAAAGUGAUUUUGUCCACCCUUUUAGGACUGAGAGGUACGGAUCAGGACCAGGCUGCAAUCCUUGUCCAGAUUGCAUCAAGAUCUCAGCUCCCAUUUGAAAAUGCAGAAGACAAAGUGGUGUGGUCAGGCUGGUUCUGCUGUAUAUCUGGAGAUGAUCUUUCGGAGAGCGUACCAGAGGAUUUUACCUGUUUAUCUUUGUUCCUUGCAAAUGGGGCAGAGAGUUACACAGCCAUAGUUGGUAGUUGGUUUCAGAAGACAUUUGACUGUUAUUUCAGUCGUUUAACCAUUAGCCCACUCAACCUUGCCUGGAUGGCUGCUAUGUGGACUGGGUGCAAAGUGGACAGUCAUAUGGCUGCGACAGAACUUGUUUUCUCUGUGCCCUGCAUUCCCCAGUCUCUGGACAUUUCAUAUGCCAUACACCCUGAGGAUGCAAAAGCCUUAUGGGACACAGUGCAAAAAACUCCUGGGGAGGUUACUCAAGAAGAAGUGAAUUUAUUUAUGGACUGCCUUUACUCUCACUUCCAUAGACACUUUAAGAUCCACUUGUCAGCCACAAGACUCGUGAAAGUCUCUACAUCUAUAGCAUCAGCACACUGUGAUGGGAAUAUAAAGAUCCUACAUAGCAAGCACCUAAUAGGAGUGUUGACGCUGCUGACAGAGCUGGCAAUCUCACAGAUACAAUGAAACCUUGUACUCUAUACCUGCUGUCCUAAAAAACUUAUUACAGAUGCUCUGCUUGGAUCACAUUAAGUCCAUCUGCAGUAGAUUCAUGUUUGAGAGACAUUGACUGCAGAAAGCUGGCUUUCCUGCAGAUUUUUUUAGCCUCACAAAACUCCAGUCCACGAAGUGAAAGCAUAUUAGUUUCAUUUGACCUCAUUGGUUCCUGGACUGAAAUCCACAACUGGUAAUGAAGCAAAGAGGGCCAUAGGAGGAAAAUUAUAGAUGCACAUUUUGCUAUAAUAAAAAUGUCACAUCAAUAAA
Molecule: messenger RNA, 1707 nt
Organism: Chelonia mydas (Green sea turtle)
Lineage: Eukaryota; Metazoa; Chordata; Testudines; Cheloniidae
Gene: CENPL
Product: centromere protein L
Exons: 6
Coding region: 370-1410 (346 amino acids)
Source: RefSeq, a predicted model, not a curated record